Molecule: messenger RNA, 1692 nt
Organism: Cajanus cajan (pigeon pea)
Lineage: Eukaryota; Viridiplantae; Streptophyta; Magnoliopsida; Fabales; Fabaceae
Product: alpha/beta-Hydrolases superfamily protein
Source: RefSeq, a predicted model, not a curated record
AAAAGGCAAAAUGAAGGUUCAGUUUUUUCCUUUUGAAAAAUACUAGCACAUUUCUUUCACUCCAUAUUCUUUUAUUCUCAUAUUUUAGGGCAAAUAAAAAUAUGCCAAACUAGUAAGUUCCUUUUUUUAAUAUUUAUUUCUUAUGUAAAUUAUUUUAAAAUUUGAAAAUAUUUUUUAAAGAAGCUAGUGAGAGAAGUAGUUGAUGGAUCCAUGAUGGGGCAGCUGAGGAAUUAGAGUGGAUCAAAAGCCGAGUCCAGUUGUUAAAAGCAAAAGUCAAAAUAGGAAAGGGUGAGGCACAUAAGAUGAGUGGCUGAAAGCAACAAAGUUUAACCGCAGAAGGCAAAACCAGUAUCCAGAAAGGGUUGAUUGAACAUAUGAUAAAUGGAAAAAGAAGAGGAAGAAAAGAUUCUCCAAUCGUACCCCCACUACUGGGGGUUCACACCGGAAGAAGAGUACUACAAGCAGCAAGGAAUCACAUCCAGUAGCUCCCCUUUCAGAACCCAGGGAGGCCCCACGCUCUUCACGCGCUCAUGGGUCCCAGGCCCACCCAGCCCUCGACGCGCCCUGCUCUUCAUGCUCCACGGCUACGGCAACGACAUCUCCUGGACCUUCCAGUCCAGCCCAAUCUUCCUGGCCCAAAAGGGGUUCGCCUGCUUCGCCCUCGACCUCCAGGGCCACGGCCGCUCCACCGGCCUCAAGGCCUACGUCCCCAACGUGGACCUCGCCGCACGCGAUUGCCUCUCCUUCUUCACCUCCGUCAAACAAAACCCCCUCUUCCACGCCCUCCCCUCCUUCCUCUGGGGCGAGUCCAUGGGCGGCGCCAUCGCCCUCCUCAUCCACUUCCUCCAACCCCAAGCCUUCCACGGCGCCGUUUUGCUCGCCCCCAUGUGCAAAAUCUCCGACAACGUCAGGCCCAAGUGGCCCAUCCCCCAGAUCCUCACUUUCCUCGCCAGAUUCUUCCCCACCCUCCCCAUCGUCCCCACCCCCGAUCUCCUCUACAAGUCCGUCAAAGUCGACUACAAGAAGGUUAUCGCCGACAUGAACCCCUUCCGCUACAGGGGCAGGCCCAGGUUGGGAACCGUCGUCGAGCUUCUCAGGGUCACUGAUUUCCUCAAUCGGAGCCUCCGCGAUGUCACUCUUCCCUUUAUUGUCUUACAUGGCAGCGCCGAUGUUGUCACCGAUCCCAACGUCAGCAGGGAGCUCCACCGCGAGGCUAGGAGCCACGACAAGACCAUCAAGGUGUACGAUGGGAUGAUGCAUUCCCUGCUCUUCGGAGAAACCGAUCACAACGUUGACAUCGUUAGGAACGAUGUUCUGUCAUGGCUCCUCGCUAGGUGCCCUCACUCGUGAUAUUCGAGGAUUCUUAUUGUGCGUGUGAAUGUGAUGAUGCGUUUCGUUAAUAACAGGGCUCCUAUGCUAUGUGACCUAUCCUUUCUACUAUGUAUACGCUCAGUUUCUUUGUUAUUCACAAAACAUGAGGUCGUUUUUUAUGUGCCCAGUUCGUGUCACCGCCACAUGUUUUGACGCAAAGCAUAUGUUCUUCAAUCACAGCCUUUACACAAUCUCAUGUUUCUCCCAUUCUUGUAAACAAAUUACUGUUGCUUAAUGCAUAUGCCAGUUAUUGGAGAAGUGCUGUUCAUACAAAUAUUUUAUUAGUUAAAAGUUAUAGAAGUUUGUAAAUUUUACUUUUAA